Molecule: messenger RNA, 1496 nt
Organism: Trichophyton rubrum CBS 118892
Lineage: Eukaryota; Fungi; Ascomycota; Eurotiomycetes; Onygenales; Arthrodermataceae
Exons: 2
Coding region: 1-1065 (354 amino acids)
Source: RefSeq, a predicted model, not a curated record
AUGGAUGGCGGCGACGGUCAUCAGAAGAAGUAUGACACUUCCUAUAUGUCAGGUCGGGUAGUUCGCGAGACACCUGGUGCAUCCUCCGACCGAUUCCGACAACCGCAACAAUCGGGCCCUCUCAGAAGAGCUACACUGGAUAGUACUCCUCAAGAUGGGGCCACCCCUCUUCCCCCUUACGGCGGGUUUGAAUACUCUGAAUCAACACCAUACAAUACUUCACAAUUACAAGGUGGCUCGAUGCAGUAUCAGCAAGGCUUUCACAACUCACGAAAUCCCCCACAACCAGCGCAACAAUCUACACCACAGGAGCAGCAGCAGCGACUGCAACAAUAUGACCACAAUAUUGUCUAUAACAUUAACCCCCAUGACCAGACGCCGUCUUCGUACUACCAGCCACGGCAGUCCGCGGCCAUCGAGGUUUUGGCAACCCAGUUUGGAGUUCCACAAUAUUUCCCUCCUGAUGAAUCUUCAGGAGGCGCAGGCCCUUCAGCACAAUAUCUAAGUCCUCAAGACCAGUCGCCUGGGUUUCCUCAACUUCCUCCGGUAAGCCGGGCUGGUGUGGCAGCAUCAUUUGCUGAGAGCAUGCCUGGCUUCAAUUCUACUUCAGGACAAGAUCCUCAAGAACGACAAGAAGCUACUCAGAAAAGACCCUCGGGACUCGACGAAGCAUACAACCGUUACCAGCAAACUUUAAAGCAAGUAUUUUACGAUAUUAAAGCCGGUCGUCUUGCAAAUGCCAGUGAAUCUAUGCUUGAGAUGUCAGAAUGGUUACUUGGAAAUGCAGUGGAACUAGGGCUUGUUCGCGAUCAAGAAGACCUUCAUGCUGAUCGAAUUGACAUGUGGAAUAACUUUAAUACGUGCUGGCUUGCUAUUUGUCAAAAGCAGAAAGAUACAACCCUGGAGAUGUUCGAUACAGGAGUUCGUCCCGCUGAGCUUCUUAGCGAAGCCGCUCUGCAAAAGCUAGGGAGAGAAUUGGUCCGACUCUGUGACAAAAUGGAGCAAUAUGGCUUAGUUGACUACCAAAUGGGGGUCUGGGAAGAAGAGAUAUUAUGUGGUGAGUGAAUAUGACUUCCAGUCAUUCGUUCAUUCUAAUUUGAUUUCGUGAAUAAUAUAGUGCUGGGGCAGUGUCUCGAUCUCCUUGAGGGACAUGAAGAAACCAGUGCAUCAAACAACAGGAACAAACUUCCAACGGCUGAUCAUUAACUCAAUCGCCCUUUUGGCCCGCAUCGAUCAUUGCCCCGCCGCGAUUGGACCACGUAACAUGAGGGAUGGAGCAAUGUGAUUUGAAGCUUGCAGGUCAACACAAGUUGUUUCACCAAGCUUUGUUAGUUAACGCAGGCCGGAGUCAUCCCGACUUGACUCUUCCCGCCCAGAUUAUGCAACCUGCAUGAAAUUCAUACCCUUCAUUCUUCCCCUGGCCAAAACUUCAAUCCUCAAUAUAUCUUCAGCAGUUGACAUUGGGCCGAAAAAAAAAAAAAAAGGAGAAGCUCCAG